Xyrichtys novacula (pearly razorfish) is the source of this 5857-nucleotide messenger RNA. The record is from the annotation of a GenBank genome assembly. NCBI's taxonomy places the organism in Eukaryota, Metazoa, Chordata, Actinopteri, Labriformes, Labridae.
GUAGAAGAACUGUGCAUCAAGUGCGAUUUUCUAUCUAUCUAUCUAUCUAUCUAUCUAUCUAUCUAUCUAUCUAUCUAUCUAUCUAUCUAUCUGUUUUUUCUGUCUUUCUGUGUCAAUCUGUCUGGCUGGCUGUUUGACUACCUACGUGCGUUUUUACGCAUGGCACAUGUUCUUCUACAAAUCGUAGGUAUCAAUGAAGACUCGAUUCCCGCCCAUUUGCCGAAGAGUAAAAACUUUCGAAAGACCCCCCCUCUGCUCCUCCUCCCCUUCACUUUUUGGAGAAAGUAAACAGCACGGCUCUACUCACCUUAUCGCUCUCCAGCAGACGCGUGACCACGUUGCGCUAUCCAUGGUAUCUAACAAAUAAGCCGCGGGCGAGAGCUGAGCCAGGAGCGUUCGUGGCGUGUUUGUUCUCCAGAUAUGCAGGUGGACAACAGAAAGCAAGAGUCUUUUAAUUCACAGGGAACACAGACAGGAUGAUAUACAGUCACCUGAGCCGGUAUUGGAGGUUUAACGUGAUUGUCUGCGCCAUGCUAUCAGCUUCGAUCGUGCAGAGCGCACAGUAUUUCGAGAAAAAGGGUAAGACACAGUCUGCGCGGCUGUCGUUUUUGACUUGAAUAAGUAAGUGGCAUAAAUUGGAAAGUGUAAGAGUCUGAUGUGUGAAAAAUAUUACUAUAUAAAAAUAACCUCGGAAUGCCCUCUUUUUACUCUUAGUUUACCAUAUGAAAUGUGAUUGGUUUAUGUAUCAAGGGAAACAUUUGAGUGCUUGAAAACUUUUGGUUGCUCUCACAUAUAUCUGUUCCCCCCUAACUUCACAUCUCCAGUGUCUAUGCUGUUGAAAGAUGUGCCAGAAAAUCCCAAGUGCUUCGCUGAGGAGAGGAAAGACUUCACGUGCUUCUGGGAAGAAGAUGAGGAGAGGGCCGGAUCUGUGGAUCAGUACUCUUUCACUUAUACCUACCAGUAAGUCACUUUCAAAAUAUACAGGGCUGAAAAAAAAUACAUGGAGACCAAUGAUUCAGUAGUUCAAAGCUAUGGUCCUUAUUUGUGUUCAUUUCUUUUUGGCCAUAAAGAAAAUCUAUCAAGGUUAAUUCCCCAUUUAAUAAUGAGUUUAAGGGUCAAUUUUAGGAGUAGAGAAUUAAAUAAAAGUUAAAUUAAACAUUCAGUCAAGACAGUAUCUUGUUGCAAAUAAUGAUCUCACUUUAAAAAAUUAAAGAAGAAAAACAUUCAAGUCCUCCCUUCCUCCUAUCUGAUGAGUUUCUGUUCUUCUCUUCCUUGAGCAGAAAUGAAAAGAGCAACAGGUGCCCACUGAGGACCCUCCGUGCAGUAGGCGGGAAGAGGCUGUUCGUGUGCCAUCUGAACAGAACCCAGAUGUUCGUCCAAAUGGACAUACAAGUUCACCGGGAGGAGAUGCUCAUCUUUAACCGCAGCCUUCUCGUAGAGCUUGUCUGUGAGUUAUUGAGUGGCUAAAACAAAACCUCAUUCAAGAGCACAGAUACAAGAGUAGUUUAACAAAGAUUUAGAAAUAAUGAGUUUUACCCUCACUUUGAUGGCAUAUGCAGUUCUAAAUUAUAUUCCCUUAAACCACCAAAAUAUUUGUAUGGAUUUCAACAACUGGGUAAAGCACAACUUAGAUGGAAAUGGGCUUCAAACUUGGUAUCCCCAAAGGCAAACUUGGUUCUAACUGUAGAGUCAUGUACUAUUGGCACCCAUUUGAUGAAAAUAACAGAGCAUCUCACAAUUGAACUACUGUUCAAAACAAGGUGACUGUUUGACUUUAUCAAAUUGAAACAAGCAUAACGCUAAUCUGACUCUGGAAUUGCUAGAUAGAUGUCUUUGCGUCAUGUUUUGUUGGCCAUUGUGGUUGAGAGAAAUUGCAAGUACAGAUCUAACAAAAGUUAGUCAAAGAUGGACGUGAUACCAGGGUAUUUCCAUGUGUAUUAAACUUUAAGUGUGAAAACAAAUGUUCUCUUCAGCUGUGGAAAAUUCCUCACCAACAAGCUGACACUUGUUUCUCCAAAUGACAGUUCUUCUGGACCCUCCAGCUAAUGUGACAGUGAGCCGCCCAGGUCAGCAAGGCCAGCUCAAUGUCAGCUGGGUGCCUCCCCCUCUCAAAUACAUGGAUGACAGCAUGAUGUACGAGGUCAGCUAUGCUACUGCAGACAGCCACAUGUGGCAGGUAGGAUCCCUGAAUAACACAACAGGUUACAUUUUCUUGUGAUCCAUUGGUCAGCACUGAGCACUGCUCUGUUUUUUUAGGUUGAAGUAGCAAAAGCCAGCUCAAAAAUGAUCCUCAGAGGCCUGCAGUCAGGUACAAAUUACAAAGUGAGAGUUCGCGUGAAGCUGGAUGGGAUCAGCUACAACGGCUAUUGGAGCGCCUGGAGUGACCCUGUGUACAUGGAAACGCUGCCUGAAGGUAAAUACUGAUUUAGACAUUGGAUACAAAAUGUGACAUACCUGCACAGGCAUGUCCUGACAUCUUUUGUAGAUAAUAUGCAGACCAAUAUUCACCAGCAGGCACUGAUUUGACUUCUCUUGUUUGGUUUGUUCCCACUGUUUUUCAAUGACUGUUAUCGUGACGUGUCCUCCAGAGCUCGACCUACUCAUCGUGUCGCUGACUAUCAUCAUCUCUUUAAUCCUCGUUGUGCUGUCGCUCACUUUACUCCUGUACCAUCGCAGGUAAGUCCACCAAGAAACAAAAGGCACACUGUUUUAGUUGCCUGUCAGAAUCUUUUGGUAAUGUUCAAACAUUUACAACUUUGUUCUUUGCAGGUUUCUCGUAAAGAAGAUUUGGCCAAAUAUACCGACGCCUGACGGCAAGUUCCAAGGACUUUUUUCAGUCUAUGGUGGGGACUUUGAGGUAAGGAUAAGACAAAUGCACCUUAUUGAAGUGUAUUUUAAAAUCCAUCCUCUCUGUGUGGAAACCUUCCAUACAACAUUACAAAAGCUUUGUUUUCCUAACAGGUCACAAUGCUUUAAUCAUUCUUUGUCGUGUUUUUCAGGAGUGGUUGGGACAGUCCAAUGGAGGUUUGAGGUUGAUUACAGCUGUGUUAAGCUCUGAAGAAAGCCCUUCCUCCCUGGAAGUCCUCUCAGAGUUUAGCCUCUUACUGUCUUCUCCCCCUCUGCCACCAAAGGCCUCUAGAGCUUUGAUCUCAGGCAGAGAGAAUGAUAGGAAUGGAAAGAAAGGAAUGAACGGGAGACAACAGUUGGAAAAAGGUGAUUCAGCUCCGACAGAGGGAUGGAGAGCUCCACAACAUGACCAAUGGCUGAUGGGCUGCUUACGGGCACUCCACCAGGAUAGCUCCCAGUCCUCUCUUCUGGAGUCUCAAGAUGCUUAUGUCACCCUCAAUGCCAAUAACUACAGCAACGAUGAUCACCUGAAUGACAUUCUGGAGGAGACGUCACCACUAGGGGUGCUCUUUGCCUCUAGAAAGACAGUAUCCUGUGAAUCACAUUCUGACCUGGGAUCUGUUCAGCAGAGCUCCGGUUCAGGUCGACUAUCAUCUCAGUCCAGCUUUGAGUACCCAAACCAUGCCUGGGUGCCCAAAGGCCCAGGAUACACCUAUAUGGCUGUAGCAGACUCUGGAGUUUCCAUGGAUUACAGCCCCAUGAGCAGAGCUGAUGACAUUGGAAAAAUGGUUAUCUACGCCAAUGACUACAAAAACGAGAUCCCUGCUCACAGGAGGCCGUUCCUUCCUCGGCAGCGCCCUGUACACGAGGAUGACAGCUGAGGAGGACAGCUGGACAUUAUGGACAUGGACUAUGCUUUAUAGCAGGCUCUGUUAUGGGCCUCUGAACUAAAACCAAAGCUACAUUAACUUCUGUCAACUGUUAAGAAAAGUAUUUCAAGAAUUCAGGUAAGAGCUUAGAGGAUGGAGCUCGGGACACUCUAUAUUGUUAGUUUUUAAAAAAAAAUCUCAAAAAAGCAAAAGAAAAUUCUGAUACAGCUUAUUUGUAAAAAUACUGUAGACCUCUUUUUCCUGUCUACAGCUUUGUUAGCACCUGUGUGAGGCUAUACUAUCGUUGUGUAAAUGUAAUUUCAGAAUGAUCUGAACUGUGAGCUUCUGACUUGUAAAUAUUGUCAACUCCACUUUCAUUUUUAGAUCCGACUUAGGUACUGCAUUUCCUGAGACUGUUAGUAUAUUGAAUUUGGCAUUCUACCGACAUACUUUAUAGUUUCUGAAAACAUAGUGCUGAUGAGUCAAGCCAAAACUGUAGGUCAAGAGAUUCAGUGUUCAUUUCAAUGUGACAAUGUCAUUUGUCUAAGGUGACGUGCAUUUGGGAGCAAAUGCAACACAAGCAAAGAUCUAGAUAGAAAAAACAACAACUCCAGGAAGUGCAAAAAACUGCUGUAAGUACAAAUGGACAUAGUGCUGUCAUAAAGUAAAUAAGGGAAUGCAUUUUGUUUCUUUUUUUAAAUUGAUGUAUAGACUCCAUCAAUCCAUCAACCAAAGGGAACCACAAACCAAAUAAAGUCACAAUGACACUGUCAUCAUUGUCAUCAUCUAUCGUCAGGUGCACCAAGUGCAGAAAUGUUCACAACAAGUUGGGCAGAGUAUGUUGAGGAGGAGGAAAGGAACAUUUGUUUCAGUCAUUCUAUCUCUGGGGACAACAGAGAAGAAGAGCUGAGCUUUAGUACAUAAGUGUUCUCUGAAGAUCUGAGUCCUGAGAUUUUCUUAAAGGUGUAAAACAACUCUGAGGGACAACAGAGUAGAAGAGUCUGGCUUGUGACUUGGAUGCCUUGUCUGGAUGGGAGAACCAGGCUCCUUUCAGUGGCAGUGCGUAACGGGCAUGAGGGACUGCAGGUAGACAGGAGCCGAUUUGGUUGCAGUUUUGGAGACAAGAAAUAAGAUUUUAUGUUUGUUGCAAGCUGCUACCGGUGGCCAGUGAAGAGAGAUGAACAGCAGAUCAAGCUGUCGUUUUGGGUUCGUUGAAAUUGUUGCAUUUUGGAUCAUCUGGAGAGGUUAUACAGUGCACACGGGGAGGCCUGGCACAUGAACCUUAAUGAUUAGUUGGUCAUCAGUCAGGACACCCAGAUUCAAACGUGGUUUCAAGAGAGGGGCCGGCUGGAAUGAUGAGAAGCUCAGUUUUAGACAGGGUGCGCUAUAGGUGGAGUUCCUUAGUCCAUUUCGAGAUAUCACUGAGGCAUGUUGAUGUUCGACUUCAGUGGGUGUGUCAUUUUGAGGGAAUGACAGGAAGAGCUUGGUACCAUCGGCAUUGCAGUGUUACGAGAAUCCAUGAGAUUGGAUUAUUGCACCCAUAGCCAACUCUGUAGUCACUAUAUGACAUGAUGGCGGCAGAUUUACUAUCUAUGUGACAUAUUAGCGACUCAGCUCUGUUUGGCAGAUAAAUGCGAGGUGCAUGAAGUGUGGUGCUGAUCAAGUCCUGGAUGUGAGCUUUAAACAUCACAGUUCACAGUGUUAAUAUGCAAAUGACUGUUAAUGAACAUGUCUCUUGUAGUUAUUUGACCAAAGACUGGAACAAAUUAAUUAUUCAGUCUGAUGAUUGAUGCGAUAAAAAUCUGGGUACCAUGCAGUAUAUUAUGUUACAAAACUUUAAAACACUAUGGCUAUACAACCAGCAUGGAUGAAUACAAAUAAAUCAAACACUAAGUUAUUAUAUCACAAUAAACAUGUACAGUUUUUUUCCCUACAUGUCAAUUAGUCAAUUUCUUUAAAAGCCAUCAUUAAAUUGAGAGUUUCUACUGUUUGCCUUUGCUAUUUUUUUGCAAGAAGUUGAAAUUGAUUCCUGAGGUUCAAAAAAAGAAGGGUUUUCUCUUAUGAAAUUUAAUAUUUCAAAUGAUCAAAUGUUGUACAUAUAAAAUCACUGUGGUUCUAUUAAAGGAUUUCUAAAAAGGAAA